This is a messenger RNA of Drosophila simulans, 3024 nucleotides long. It is a transcript of the gene Cmtr1, whose product is annotated as cap-specific mRNA (nucleoside-2'-O-)-methyltransferase 1. The transcript has 2 exons. Gene Ontology annotation, cellular component: cytoplasm; nucleus. The coding region runs from base 397 to 2763 and encodes 788 amino acids. The record is from RefSeq and is a predicted model, not a curated record. Gene Ontology annotation, biological process: 7-methylguanosine mRNA capping. Gene Ontology annotation, molecular function: nucleic acid binding; methyltransferase cap1 activity. Lineage: Eukaryota; Metazoa; Arthropoda; Insecta; Diptera; Drosophilidae.
UAUGUGUUAUCGAUUACACGAAGCGUUAUUUGUCUGGACAUAUCGCACCACCUAUCGAAUCAGCUGCAGCUGAAAAUUAGACCAAAAAGUUAUUCUAAAUGUGCUUAGAUCUGAAUCACGCUUGACAACGCAGUCUUAGCCAUCUAGAUGCCCGAUCCGGGUGCGGGAUCGGAAAACACUGAUCUAGUGUAAUAAAAAGACUGUGCACAACGAUUCCAAACCGUCGCUCCUCACAUAUCUUUGUAAACACAAAUAAAUCGCCACUGAAAGAAAAGUCCCAUCCAUCCAGCUGAUAUAACUGUUAUUGUAUAUAAUCAAUUAAUACGCUGCACAAACUCGAGCAUCGAGCCGCCUAAAAUCCCAGAGCACAGAUCAGAUUCCAUCGCGGCCUUCAAAAUGGACGAACCUUCGGACGAUGAGAACUCGGAGCCUACGCCCAAGAAGAUCAAGCGGGAAUGGGUGAAGAGCUACUCGAACAAGGCCAUGGAAAUGAUGAUGAAGAUGGGCUACGAGAAUGACAAGGGUUUGGGAAAGAGCAACCAGGGUCGCCUGGAGCCCAUCAUCGCCGUUCAGCAGGAUGGUCGCCGUGGCUUCGGACUCAAACUGGACACUGUCCAGUCGUCGGCUGGCCAGUGGGAUCCUGCCUGCGAGGUGCUCGAGAUACCCGAACCGGUGCUUUGGCUCCACAAUCCUAGCAGCCGUGCGGAGGCAUACACUCUUGAUCAGCUGAUGGGUCAUGUGGUCACCGGUGAGAAGAAGGUGACCCUCGACGGGGAGACACGCUACUGCGAUCCGGCCAUCCUGCAUCACAUCCUCAAUGCCAAAACCGUAUUCGAUGAUCUCAACGACAACGAGAAACGACGGGCAAGAUCCCGAUGCAAUCCGUUCGAGACGAUCCGCAGCUCCAUCUUUCUCAACCGCGCCGCCGUUAAGAUGGCCAACAUCGACUCCAUGUGCGACUUCAUGUUCACCAAUCCCCGCGAUCCCGAUGGCCAGACGCUGGUGGCUCGCGAUGAGCUCCUCUAUUUCACGGACAUGUGUGCAGGUCCUGGCGGCUUCUCCGAGUACGUUCUGUACCGGAAAUCGUGGGAGGCCAAAGGAUUCGGCUUCACGCUUCGUGGCGCUAACGACUUUAAGCUGGAAAAGUUCUUUGCUGCCUCACCGGAGUCCUUUGACACGUUCUACGGCGUUAAGGACGAUGGCAACAUUUUCGAUGAAAGCAACCAGGAUUCGCUGAACGAGUAUAUCCGCAUGCAUACGCCCCAGGGCGUUCACUUUGCCAUGGCCGACGGUGGCUUUUCAGUGGAAGGUCAGAAGAACAUCCAGGAGAUCCUGUCCAAGCAACUGUACCUCUGUCAGUUCCUUACCGCCCUGAAGAUACUGCGGCCGAACGGCAGCUUCGUUUGCAAGUUGUUCGACCUGUUCACACCGUUCAGUGUGGGCCUGGUCUAUCUGAUGUACCAGUGCUUCCAACAGAUUGCCAUCAUCAAGCCAAACAGCAGCCGUCCGGCAAAUUCGGAGCGUUACCUGGUCUGCAAGUACAAACGUUCGGAUGCGGAGACGGCGGGCAUCAUAGCCUAUCUGAACACGAUCAACCUGAUGCUGUCCGAUGAAUCGCAACUGGACGAUAACGACGUGCUGGAGAUCUUUAAUGCCAACGAGCUGGCCGAGGACGAGGACUUUUUGCGUUACAUUAUCGAUUCAAAUAACGCCAUUGGCAAGAAACAGAUCGUCGGCCUGCGCAAGAUAGCAGCAUUCGCCCAGAAUCUGGAGCUGAAGGAGACCAAGCAGUCGGAGGUGCGGCAGGAGUGCCUGAAGCGCUGGAAACUUCCGGAUAAACUGCGCCAGGCACCGGAGAACAAGCCAACGGACAGGCUGCUCGAUGAACUCCUUGCUAAUUGGGCGAACGAACGCAGCUGGCUGAGUUUGCCGGCCACCGAAAUGAGAGGCGUGGCCAGUCUCAACUCGACCAUCAACAACGUUGCGGACUGGUAUUUUGUGCCGGUGGGGCGCGAGGAGACGAACAUUAAUGCAUGCAGCCUGUUUUUGUGCAAGUCCCGCGGCAAUUUGCUGCGCUACACGGAGCACAAGAAGUGGGAGCUGGUGGAGACCGCCUUCGAGGUGCAGCCGCGCUCGAUCUUCUUCGGCCAGAUUGUGUACGAGUUCUACGGAGAGGGCAGGACCAUUCAGCGAAUGGCUGCCCUGCACAUUAUGGAUGGUAUCUGCCUGGGCGGCAUCGAUAUCCGUAGACGUCCGUACCGCGAGCGCAUGAGCAUGUGCGAUAAGUUUGCCAGGAGCCUAAACAAGCCGUACCGCAAGGAGCGCACUUUUGGAGCGCUGCGCAGCAAGCCCCUCUUUCGCCUGCAGGAUAUGGGCAGUUUCUUUGCGAACAUGCGCCAUUAUGUGCUAAAGGACAACUCGCAGAGAUUCGGAAUUGCGCUGGACGACAACAAGUUCUUUGUGCCCGGCGGCAUAAUGAUGUUCUGCGAGCUGACCAAAAAUUACGUGUCCGCCCACUCGCGGUCUCGUGGUCAGCUGUACUACUUUAACGUGAGGAAUAAGGAGUCGUACUACAGUGAUCAGAUACCCUUGGAGAAGGCCAACGAGAUCUUCGCCUCGUUCCGGUUUAGCUUCUCGUGCCGCCUGCUCUGGAAGUGGACGGACCUGCGCCAGGUGGAUGAGCUGGCCACCGAGGACAAUCCAAAGAUCCUGUUCCGCAGCGACUUCGUCAAGUUCAUUGCGGACAAGCUGGGCCACAGCUAGGCCAACACAACUUAGCCAUAACUAUACAUUAAUUAUACAUAAGGAUAUUUUCUUUCUUAUUUCUUUUUUUUUUUUUUAACUUCCCCCGCACGCCUAGGAUUAAUCUAAAAAUUUUACACCGGAUCCAUGCAUUUUACUUAUUCGACUUAAGUAUUCGACGAUCCGCAUGACCUAAAUCAUAUAUACAAAAUUUCUUUCGACCAUCACUACGAACUAUUAUAUAUUCAUAGAGCAUCAUACAUGCGUAUGAGCACACACGUA